Ipomoea triloba (trilobed morning glory) is the source of this 5821-nucleotide messenger RNA. RefSeq names its product anaphase-promoting complex subunit 1. Gene Ontology annotation, cellular component: anaphase-promoting complex. The record is from RefSeq and is a predicted model, not a curated record. The transcript has 37 exons. Gene Ontology annotation, biological process: metaphase/anaphase transition of mitotic cell cycle; protein K11-linked ubiquitination; anaphase-promoting complex-dependent catabolic process. Lineage: Eukaryota; Viridiplantae; Streptophyta; Magnoliopsida; Solanales; Convolvulaceae. Gene Ontology annotation, molecular function: molecular adaptor activity. The coding region runs from base 121 to 5550 and encodes 1809 amino acids.
UUUAUGCUCAAAGUAGAAACACAGUGAACUAACUAUUUGCACUCACUCCAAGUCAAAACCGAAGAAAAGAGCGGGAGUGACGACCACAUUUCUGGCUAAGACGGUGAUUUGCAUCGGCAGAUGUCUAUCGGCGUCCGCGAACUCUGCGUUCUAGGAGAGUUCAAGCCAUUCGGCUUGGUCGCCGAAGCUCUAGAUGGCAAACCCUCCGACAAUUUCUCUGGCGAUUACAGUUACUCCCUCUUCAGUCCAGAAGUCACCAAGCAAAGAGAAGUGGCCGACGACUUCAAUGCAGCUUCGCCGUCCAGUGAUCGGGGCGAUCACGAGCUUUUUGUUAGAGGAAACCGGAUAAUAUGGAGCAUAGGCUCACGAGUGUAUAAGAGGUUCACCUUACCCUCGCCAGUGAUCAAGGCAUGCUGGUGCCGGAUGGGUGAUGUGUCUGAAGCUGUUCUUUGUGUUCUACAAAUUGACAGUUUAACAAUUUAUAAUGCAUCAGGUGAAGUUGUAUCUGUCCCUCUUCCUCGCAGCAUUUUAUCAAUAUGGCCUCUUCCUUGUGGUUUGCUUAUCCAACAAUCAGCAGAAGGGGGUUCAUCUUCAAGCCCAUAUUUAAGUCCCCGUGAUAUAGUUCGCUCAAAAAGGGAUGUAAGCCCUCAACACAAUACUAAUACCAUACAUGGAAUUGAUUUUAUUGUCAAGGGAGAUGGAUCUUCAAUAUCCUCACAUCUGAUAUUGAAGGAUCCCCAGGAAGAACCUCAGUCAACUUAUGUUGAGGAAAGAGGGAAACUAAAUGUAAUGAGGGAAUUUGAUGAAAGAACCAUAUGGACGGGAGAGUGUGUUCCUCUGAUGGCAUCAUAUAACAAAGCAAAGAUGCAGCAUUCCUUGUGGGUUGCAGAAAUUGGUAACUCAACUGUUGAAGUCUCAAAUUCUAAAUUCUCUAAUGUCCCUUCUGGAGUGAUUUCAAAACAAUUUUCCUUCAGGAAGAUAUGGCAAGGGAAGGUUUCACAGACAGCUGCUAGUAAGGUAUUUUUUGCAAGUGAUGAUGAUGCCUCACCCAUUAUUUGCUUUCUUCUCCAAGAUAAAAAAAAGUUGUUGUCUGUGUGGCUCCAAAGUGAAGACAUAAACAAUGAAAUAGUCUAUGAUAUUAAACCUGAUAUGAGCUGGAGCAUACCAGCAAUCGCUGCAGUACCAGUUUCUGUUACUCGUCCAAGAGUGAAAGUAGGAGCACUGCCAUUUGCGGACAUUGUUGCUUUGACACCAGAAAACAUUCUUCUUCUCUAUUCUGGGAAACAAUGUCUGUGUAAGUAUACACUACCGCCUUGCUGGGGUAAAUAUCACUUGCCAGACAAGAACAUUAUGGAAGAAAAACCUGUAACCCAUGAUUUAAGAGUUGUUGGAUUAGCUGAUGCUGUUGAGGAGUGUAUCAAUGUUAUUAUGAAUAAUGGACAGAUUUACAGAUGUGCAUUACGCCGCUUCCCUUCAUCAUCCUUAACCAAUGACUGUAUCACAGCAAUGGCUGAGGGGCUAAAAUCUAGUUUCUACCAUCACUUUCUUCUUCUUUUAUGGAACAAUGGUGAUUCAGCUUAUUUAAGUAGGAAGGAUGCCACUGCUGAUUCAGAGUGGGAAUCGUUUUAUAAUGUAAUAGUGCAAAUGUGCAGGGGUUCUACAUAUGCUUCUAAGGUGCCUUCAGAUUUGACCUCAUGUUCGUCAUGGGAGUUUCUCAUUAACAGUAGAUAUCACAAGCAAUAUUGUAAGAAUUAUCUUAUUGCUGGAGUUCCUCAGCCAGCAUCUUCCAAUUGGCGGGGUUUUGAUGCAUCUGGGUUAUUUGAAGACAGCACACAGAAAUCUAGAAAAGCAUUUUAUACUGAAUUACUUGUUGAGACCCUGGAUUCACUUCAUGCAGUAUAUGAAACAUUGAAACUAGACAAUCUCCGUAAAAGGGACUUGCAUCUGCUGGUAGCAUUAUUACGUGAGGUUGCUGCUUUCUUAGAUGAAGGUUGCUACUUGGAUCAUUAUAUACGCGACUUUCCUAGGCUUUUGAAAGGGUUUAAGAUGCCCCCAAACACGUCUUCGCAGAAAAUGCCUCCCAAUUUAUUCAGGUGGCUUGAAACAUGUUUGCACCAUGGAUGUAGUUCUGCUAGUAUUUCUGACCUCCCACCAUUGAUUUUUAAAGAAGGAAGCUCUGUUGUAAACUGGGCACGGAAAAUUGUAUCAUUCUAUAGCCUUUUAUGUGGUGCUGAUCAGUUUGGUAAGAGGCUAUCAUCUGGUGUUUGCUGCAAUGUGGCAUCUGGAUCAUCUCAUUCCAGAGAGGAAAUAACUGUCUUGGCAAUGGUUGGAGAGAGAUUUGGUUUACAGCAACUAGAUUUGCUGCCGGCUGGUGUGUCUCUUCCUUUGCGACAUGCAUUGGAUAAGUGCCGUGAAUGUCCUCCAAUGAAUUGGCCUCCUGCUGCUUAUGUACUUAUUGGCAGGGAAGAUUUGGCUAUGCCACGGUUAGCGUAUUCAAGCAAAUCAAUGGAUCUUGAACCCUAUAUCAAUGCAAAUUUAAUAUCUAUAUCUACUCCUUACAUGUUGCACCUACAUCCUGUGACAAUUCCCUCCUCAGUAUCUGACUCAGUAGAGUCAGAGAACAACAAGCUAGAAGAUGUAGAUUCUCUUGAGGGGUCUAUAGAUGAUGGCAUGGACCAUCUUUUCAACUCUAGCACCUUAUUGCAGUAUGGUCGUGAUCUGCGACUAAAUGAGGUUCGGCGAUUGUUGUGUUCUGCUAGACCAGUAGCUGUUCAAACACCUGUUAACCCCACUGCAUCAGAUCAGGACCUCCAACAGGCUCAACUAUGGCAACUUGCACAGAGGACUACUGCCCUUCCAUUUGGUCGUGGUGCUUUUACACUUUCUACAACUUACACACUCUUGACAGAGGCACUUGGAGUUCCAAAGCUUGUAUUAGCAGGUCGGCUGCCAGCUCAACAAAAUGCAAUGGUUAAUCUAGAUCCAAAUGUUCGAAAUAUACAGGAACUUAAGUCUUGGCCUGAGUUUCAUAAUGCUGUUGCUGCUGGGUUAAGACUUGCUCCUAUACAGGGUAAAUUGCCAAGAACAUGGAUAAUAUAUAACAAACCUAAAGAGCCCAAUGUUGUUCAUGCUGGACUACUUCUUGCUUUGGGAUUGCAUGGGCAUCUUUGUGUUUUAACUAUAUCUGACAUAUACAAAUAUUGUUCAGAGGGAAAUGACAUUACAGCUUUAGGAUUAAUGCUUGGACUAGCAGCUUCAUAUCGGGGAACAAUGCAACCAGCAAUAUCCAAGUCACUUUAUGUACACCUACCAGCACGCCAUCCACCUUCGUAUCCUGAAUUUGAACUACCAACACUACUGCAGUCAGCAGCACUCAUGUCUCUUGGCCUUCUGUAUGAGGGAUCAGCCCAUCCUCAAACUAUGAAGUUUCUUCUGGGUGAAAUAGGCCGUAGAAGUGGAGGGGAUAAUGUACUUGAGAGGGAGGGUUAUGCACUUUCAGCCGGGCUUUCAUUGGGACUUGUUGCAUUGGGUUGUGGAGAAGAUGCCCUUGGCUUCAUAGACGCACUGGUAGAUCGAUUGUUUCAAUAUAUUGGUGGUAGCAAUCAUCCAAAUGAGAGGUACUCAUUACUCACACCAUCAGUUGAUGAGCACAGCCGGAGUGCAGGGCAGGUAAUGGAUGGCUCAUUGAUCAACAUUGAUGUUACUGCUCCUGGAGCCAUAGUUGCUCUAGCUCUCAUCUAUUUGAAGACUGAAUCAGAGAUGAUAUUCUCAAGGUUAUCUAUUCCACAGACACGCUUUGAUCUACAGUAUGUGCGACCAGACUUCAUAAUGCUACGCAUUAUUGCUCGGAAUUUGAUCAUGUGGAGCAGAGUUCAUCCAUCUGAAGAAUGGAUUCAGUCACAAAUUCCACAAGUUGUUCAACAUGGUAUAUCGGGCCUUGGAGAUGAUAUGGAUAACUUGGAUGAGGUUGAUGCCGAAGCAUUUGUUAGAGCAUAUAUCAACAUUGUGGUUGGAGCAUGUAUUUCUCUUGGGUUGAGAUUUGCUGGCACAAGAGACGGUAAUUGUCAGGAGCUGCUCUACAAGUACGCUGUGUAUUUCAUUAACGAGAUAAAGCCUGUUUCUUUUACAAGUGCUCAUACCCUCCCAAAAGGGCUAUGUAAGUAUGUUGAUCGUGGGACACUUGAAACAUGCCUUCACCUUGUUGUUCUUUCCCUAUGUGUGGUUAUGGCUGGUUCUGGGCAUCUGCAGACAUUCAGAUUGUUGAAAUUUCUACGCUGUCGAAAUUCUGUUGAUGGGCACUCAAGUUAUGGUAUUCAAAUGUGUGUAAGCUUAGCAAUUGGAUUUCUGUUUCUUGGAGGUGGAAAGCAGACCUUCUCAACCAGCAAUAGUUCUAUUGCUGCUUUGCUAAUAACACUUUAUCCACGAUUGCCAAAUGGACCUAAUGACAACCGGUGCCACCUUCAGGCAUUCCGACAUUUAUAUGUCCUAGCAACUGAAGCUCGUUGGGUUCAGACAGUCGAUGUUGACACUGGUUUGCCUGUCUAUGUACCACUUGAAGUUACUAUUAAGGAAACUGAAAACUAUGCAGAAACCAGUUUCUGUGAAAUCACUCCUUGCAUUCUUCCUGAGCGUUCCAUUUUGAAGGCUGUUCGUAUUUGUGGUCCGCGAUACUGGCCUCAAGUCAUGGAGCUCACUCCAGAAGAAAAACCAUGGUGGAUUUUGGGGGACAAGAGUGACCCCUUCAAUUCUGGUGUACUCUAUGUGAAGAGAAAAGUAGGAGCUUGUUCAUAUGUUGAUGAUCCUAUAGGAUGUCAAUCACUGUUAUCACGGGCAAUGCAUAAAGUUUUUGGUCUUACACACUUGAGAGCUUCUGCAAGUUCCAAGUCUAUAGCUGGUAUCACUGUAGAUCAGUUGGUUAGUGCAUUCUCAUCUGAUCCAAGCUUAACUGCCUUUGCUCAACUAUGCUGUAAUCCUUCCUGGAAUACCAGGUAUGGAAUUGCCUUCCACGAGUAUUGUUUGCAGGUGCUGUUUGAGUGUGUGAGUAAGGACAGGCCAGCCCUUUUACAGGUGUACCUGUCCUUGUACACUACAAUCGAGUCCAUGGCAGAACAAGUUACUGCUGGUGCCAGUAGUUUAGACGAUUCAAUUUUCCUCUAUAGUCUAAAGCUUGCUCUAUCGUAUGGCGAGUCCUUGAUGAGUAAAAUAUUAACCACAUCAAAAGGCGGCAUCUUGCAAACAACUUUCCUCGGUUCAGUCAAGAAGCGGGUGGAAGAGAUUCUCGGUUCCUCACCGGAGUUGCAACGCAAUCUUUCCGAUUAUAUGAAAUCAGGUAGAUGGCCAUCCGAUGAUUCCCUAGGAGGGCAGGCUUCAACUCAUCUUUCUUGGUAUCUCCAAUGGUAUGGAGUGCCAUCACCAUAUGAACUUAGAAGAGCCAAGGAGAAAAUAAAUGCCUUGGGUAUGCCCUCAUCCAUUCCCUUAUUGCAUUUGUUAUUUCCGAGAACAAAUGUUUCUGCACUUGGUGAGAUAAAUAGUAGCAUGUGUUUCUCUUAGGGGCCGAAUGUUAAGCCUAAGCUUAGUGUGAUGUAAUAUUUUUUUCUACAUAGUGAAUCCUGACUUGUAAAUUAGGAAGUGUAAAAUGACAAAUAAGGGUAAUAUAGGAAGGUGGAAAUGUCCUGACUAAAUUUAAGAUUCAUUUUAAGCAGUGUAAGAGAAGAUUAGGUGUCACCAGCUGUUUACAAAAUGAUUUCUCAGUUAACUACUGGGGUAGAUGUGAUGUUAAUUUAAUGACUGAGUGAUUUAACUCAGUGUUGUAUUAUUUUUA